GAGCAGGGGGAAAGGAGGAGGCAGACAGAAUGGCUGCCCAGUGCCGCAGCUCCAAAUGCACCGUAGAAAGGAAAGGAUUCAGGCGGGAACUCGAUACCUGGCGGCACAAACUGAUCAACUGCGUGGGGUUCGAGAGCAUUCUGGAGGGAAUCUAUGGCCCGUUGCUGCUCAGAGACCUCAAUAUUUUUGAUGACUGUGAACCAGAGGAGCUAGAGGACUGGGCAGUGAAGGCCAGUUGUUCCUUCUGCAGCCUGCUGAUCAAUGACCAUGUCCCAGUGGCCGCCUCCCCCCUGCCCUCCCCCUCAGACGACACGCCCUCCCAAGCCCCUUCCCUCUCGGACAGCAGCCUAUCAGCUCACAGGUUCCUCCACGCUGUGUUCCAUAAGAAAGAGCUGGCGUCCAGCGGAGACCCUAACGUUCCUCUGGUGGCCCAGGAACUGAUGAGGAGGAUGGUCAGGCAGUUCGCUAUGGAGUACGCCUCCAAGACACACCUUACCACCUCUACCAUCACAGGCUCCCAGCGGUCUGACCUCGACACACCGCUAGACCUCACUGUGACACGGAACCAGGAGGAGGAACCCACAACAGCGGACAGUGUGCUCGACCUCUCCAAGCGGAACUCUGCCAGCUCCGCCUCCACGUCACCCACCAUUCACAAAGCCUCAGGGUGAGUGUCUCUCCUCUCAUUGGUCCAUAAUGUCCAUACUAGCACGCUACUUAGUAUGCAUAGCCAAUAGAUGCCGUCGUUACUAUUUACCAUGCCUUGACAAUACAAU
Molecule: messenger RNA, 776 nt
Organism: Salvelinus namaycush (lake trout)
Lineage: Eukaryota; Metazoa; Chordata; Actinopteri; Salmoniformes; Salmonidae
Product: ligand-dependent nuclear receptor corepressor-like protein
Exons: 6
Coding region: 30-671 (213 amino acids)
Biological process (GO): regulation of transcription by RNA polymerase II
Cellular component (GO): nucleus
Source: RefSeq, a predicted model, not a curated record